AUGGAAGAGGAGGAAUACAGGUCUGUUUCGGCUAGUGGAAUAUUGUGGAAGCGUAUGGAUGUAUUCGUAUGCCAGCGCGAGUUUGGUGUGCGCCGUCGGCUGGAGUUUAUUGCGAUUUGUAGGCUGUUACCAAUGUAUGCGCAGCCGGCUGUUAGUAGUCGGCCGAACAGCCAGAAUAUUGCUCGUAUGAGUCUGAAAAUUAGCAUUAGACAGUUUGUAAGGACCAUUGGUCCGAACUUGGCAGAAGGAGGGGGACAAUCACUGUUAGGAUGA
Molecule: messenger RNA, 273 nt
Organism: Enterobius vermicularis (human pinworm)
Lineage: Eukaryota; Metazoa; Nematoda; Chromadorea; Rhabditida; Oxyuridae
Source: the annotation of a GenBank genome assembly